AUGGCCGUUUUGGGUCACACGGUUCAGUUCUCAUUAUCCCCUGAGAUCAACAGCUGCAUCGUUACGCAGAGUGCGGUUACUACGGGGCUGAUAACAAUGGUAUGCUCGUUGCUGUUGGCCAUGUUGGCUGUUUGGGAAGCCAAGAAGGAUCUGAGGACUGGGCGGAUACGCUUGCCGUUUUCCAUUGGGCAGGAUGAAGAACGUGUUGGUGGGCAUGAAGGGGUGAAGGGCAGUGACAAUGAGGAAGGAGUCCCAAUCUCUGAAUCGUGGGGAAUAUGCAACGAAUGUUUCAUCAUUAAAUAAUACUAGAGCUCAAUCAUAAACAUGACCAUCUGUCCGUUCAUUUA
This is a messenger RNA of Podospora bellae-mahoneyi, 347 nucleotides long. RefSeq lists its product as uncharacterized. NCBI's taxonomy places the organism in Eukaryota, Fungi, Ascomycota, Sordariomycetes, Sordariales, Podosporaceae. The transcript is spliced from 3 exons. The coding region runs from base 1 to 303 and encodes 100 amino acids. The record is from RefSeq and is a predicted model, not a curated record.